AUGUAUUCUGUGUUUCACGUUCCCCGACUCCACCCAAUCCCUCGUAUACAUACCGAAAGUCUGGUCGUUUACACGGCCUUUCGCAAAAGCUUCUUAACGCUAUCUGAUGUCGACCGCGUUCGCUAUGGCAAGAAGAAAACUCGAGACACUCUCUUGAAUUCAUUCACUCCUCAAUACAUUGAGCAAAAUCUACAUGGCAUUUCAUUCGAACGCAUGUGCGAUUUAGUCCAGCACCUAUGGACCGCGAAACACUUCCUUGCUGGAUCCGAGUUGAACAAGCUAUUCAAGGGCGCUUCCUAUGAGCGACAGCAAGAUCCUGCUUUUCGAAGACUUAUCAAUAUCCCAAUAUUAGGAGAAGCGUUGGAAACUAACAUCUGGCUAUCGAACCAUCAGUCACAUCAUAAGCCGCGUAUCACCCCAUCUUUCAAGAUUAGAAAAUUGCUUUCAACACGUCCAAGUCCUUUGCCACGCGUGGAUCCUGGUGAAGUCAAUUUCAAUGGCGAUAAUAUGACCAAAUAUCCACCAGUAUCUGGUCCUUCCAAACCUUUUCUGGGUGCGUACGAAUACGAUUAUGAGUGCAGCACAACUCUUCCCUUUCCCCUCCAACAUUCUGUCCUCACGGUACUCCAAGAUCUCAUCGAAGAAUCUCUGUUUAGCUUCGCAUCUCAAUACUUUCCCGCCUACCUAGCUUUGAACUUCAAAAUUUGCCCCAAGUCUAUUGAGCUUAGCAGCUGGAGAAUGCAUCUACACAUCAACGCUUCUGAUAUUCGAUUCAAUCUUGCCUCUGGUUUUGUUCUUGAAGACUUGCAUUUCUUUUUGGGUCGCUUGGAUACAGUGAGAGACUUAGCUGUGCAUCGGAAAGAUGGGGUUCCUAUUGAAGCGAUCAAUAGCAUGUGCGCAGAUAGCAUUUGCUUGGCAAGAGCUUUAGGAGACCCACGAGCAGUUUUGCUAGGCUUGAUACAGGAAAAAGUUCUCAUGCUUUCAGAAACACUGCUAAAGAUACAACCACUACCUCAACAUUCUUCCUUCCUUGGACUUGAAACCGAUCCGACCAUGAAAUCGAACAUCCAAUUCUUCAUGAAGGCCAUAUCUGCUUCACGUAUUCUCAUAUCCUCCCCUGAAGCAUGGAUAUUAUACUCGGAGAGAUACGAAGAAGUUGUAAAAAUGCUACGUCGCUUAGUAUAUUAUAAUGAACAGGAACGUAGGACCCCGUCGCCUGCCCGUUUCCACUAUUGA
Botrytis deweyae is the source of this 1236-nucleotide messenger RNA. RefSeq lists its product as uncharacterized. The record is from RefSeq and is a predicted model, not a curated record. Lineage: Eukaryota; Fungi; Ascomycota; Leotiomycetes; Helotiales; Sclerotiniaceae. The transcript is spliced from 3 exons. Bases 1 to 1236 code for a protein of 411 amino acids.